UCGUUUAAGGGCUGUUAAACCGUCCUCCUUCCUUGCUGCGCUGUGAUUGGUCAAUCAUUAUGUAUGCAUAAAAUAAUCAUCAUUAUAAGCAUCAAUGACUAUCGCCCGAUUGACGUUCUCCUACGUUUCGGUUAUUUAUUUUCGUGCGCCGUGUACCUAUUUUAGCUUUAACUCGUGGUGACAUCAAAAUGUAGGUAUGGGGUUGGCGGCACUACCGAAACUGACCGUUGGCAGCGCCGUAAUAUGAUGGCUGCCGGCUUUAGUAUCACCUGCGAAAUUUUUUACGAUAUUAAUUGGGGCCUUUGCGGGUGCUUCCGGACUCUUAUCUACACGUAUUAUAGGACAUGAUGUGAUGGCUUCUUCGUCACGAGACACACCCACUUUGCCUGCGUGUCUUUUCCUUUUCCCUUUUGUUGGUACUUCUCCUCCGGAUCGCAAACGACCGUCUUAGUAGUGUAUUGGAGAUUGAAUGCGCGGAGAUUGGUGGUCACUCGCCGCUUCACUCUGCUCGUAUUCAUCUCGUCCACAUGCAUUGUAACGCUAAAGAUGCUCGUUCUGCCUAGGUCUUUCGUGUGGAAUGUGUGCAGAGAUUACGAAAUGUUCUCUUUUUGCAUAAUUAUACUAAGAUGUUCUCGACCUCUUCAAGACCGCUCGGUUUUUGUGCCGAGAUGGUAAGACUUCAAGUGAGAUGGACAUGUGUGGAUAUGCGGACGAUUGACUCCCCAUUUGCCACGUACUUACUUUAGGAAAUGAACAUCUUCUCUUCUGCUUAAACAAUUAGAAAUCUGCUAAUAAAUUUACAAGGCGUACGCAAAGGAUGCGACUACAUUUGUUGUAUGUAUUCGUUCGUUUCCCUAAAUGUAAAUGUAUGUACGUGAUAACUACGACGAAACGGGAAGGCGGGCGCGCACACACACAAGCACAAAACGAUGACAAGAAAGUGGUGGAACGAACACGUCUCGCUUAUGUAUAUUUUCUAAUAUCGCGUUACAAUUUGUUUUUGAAUACGAUAAUAACUCGCUUUUUUCAGGUACGUCCUUAUCGACCUACCUACGUACAACACGGUCUACUCCGUUUUUGACUCGGGGAGCGAAUUUUCUCGCUUUUUGGACAAAGUACGCCGGCGAGUGAUAUUUAUAAAUCGUGUACUGCUGCCCCUUUGUGGGGUGCUUGCCUGUCUGCCUGCCUGACUUCAUCUCGAUAUGUUCGGGAGAAAAUGUAAACUUUUCCAUUUAUUACCUUUUAAUGCGUUUUUGGUUUCUGUUUUAGAUUAAUUGUACGUGCCUAAAAAGAUUGUCGUGUAAUAUGUUUCGUGUGUACGAAACGAACUGAAGUUUUUAUACUUUUUAUGGAAAUUUGACGACGCGUUGUAUAUGUUUUUUUGUGCGUGUGUGUCUUCUUCGAUUUGUUAAUUUUUUUUUUUGUAUAAAGUUAGGGCACUGCAUUGCAUGUUAAUUUAAUUUCUACUGUGACUGUAUAUAAUUUCCGGCUGCUAGCGCCAUCUAGCCGUGUAGUGUACGUUUUGGAUAUUUAGUUUCUUAAGUUGGAGUCACGUAAAAAUUUUUUUUCCGAGUCUAGAUGGCGCGCCGUUCGUUUUUGUUAAUAAUUGUUAUUUAACUUGGAGAUAUUUACAAAACUCCGUGUGAUUCUUCUAUUUUAAAUUGCUUCUUUGCCACAAAUCUCAUCCAAAGAAGUGAAAAUGUGGUCUGUUUCAUUAUUAAGUUAUAAGUGUCUAAUACUACCUUUCAAGCAUGGAUUUGCUGUCUUUCCCCUCAUUCAUGGAAACAAACUUUGAAAAUCUAUAAUUACUACCCUUAUUUUUUAAAUGUUGCUAGUUUAGUUUUAUUAUCUUAUUGUAAAUAUGAACAGUUAACCAGUGUAAAUUAGUGUACUUACUAUUUCUUUAGAUGUCUAUUAUUAAAAACUAUCAUGUUGUCACAUUUGCCGAGGAUGAAAGUGUGGAGAUUGUGCCUGAUAUUUGGAUGCACCCAAAUGGUCAAUGCUAUUGGCCACCUAAGAAGGUGAAAAAAACGCAGGCCCCUGAUAAGUCAUCGUGGCACUUGUACGAAAUCAAGAUCCUGGGAACAUACUCUUCAUAUGAGAAAGCUAGGGAAAAACUCAUAUUAGCUGAAGUUACAUCUGAUUUAAACACAGAUGGUGAACGUGAUUCUAAGCAAUACCGAAAAGUAUCAAAGAAAAAACAUUUGUCGACCUCAAAUGAAGAAGGUAGCGAGAGUGACAGACAGUCGUAUCCCUCACCACCAAAAAAAAAGUUGAUUAAAGAAAAAAGAUUACGCACACAAAGAUGUUCAGAAGUUACUCCUGCAAAAAAAAUAUCUCAGAUUGAAGCACAUCGUUCACAAACUGAAUCGGUACCUGUUCCAUAUGAAGAAGCAAGUGGUUCACAAAUUGUUUCACCAUCACCUCAUUUAUAUCGAGAAGCAAGUUAUUCACAAUCGGUACCAUCGCUUUCAUAUGAAGAUUUUCAAAAACGAAUAUUCAAAGAAAUACAGUCCAUAAAAGUUGGAUUUACCAAAUUAGUACAAACUGUUGAACAAAAUAAAUGUCGCUGUGAGAAGGAAGAAGAAAUUGAACCAGACGAUGUGCUAAAAUAUUUUCCUCUCAAGACCACCGUAAAUGUGCAGAAAAUGGAAAAUAUUUUAGACAAAAAUGAAUACAAAAACAGAUUGAUUACUACGUUAAGUCGCAUUGGUGAUCAUAAAGUUGAGGAAAUUACCAAACUAAUCCUGCGCAAAUUGUUCGUGGAUGACCUGGCGCGGCAAUAUAGUUGGAUGGGAGCCAAAAAGAAACUGAUAUUAGCUAUGGAAUUCUUACGGAAGCUGUUCGAAAAAAUACUGUGGGGAAAAAUAGUACCGAAAAAGAUACCAUUGAUGGCAUAAAAAAUUGGUUGCGUCAUGCGGAUGCCCGGAGUAAAAACCAGAAACGUCACCAGGAAAAUAG
Molecule: messenger RNA, 2961 nt
Organism: Photinus pyralis (common eastern firefly)
Lineage: Eukaryota; Metazoa; Arthropoda; Insecta; Coleoptera; Lampyridae
Exons: 11
Coding region: 1908-2900 (330 amino acids)
Source: RefSeq, a predicted model, not a curated record